This is a messenger RNA of Musa acuminata subsp. malaccensis (wild Malaysian banana), 3517 nucleotides long. The record is from RefSeq and is a predicted model, not a curated record. Lineage: Eukaryota; Viridiplantae; Streptophyta; Magnoliopsida; Zingiberales; Musaceae.
UGCGAGGCUUGAUCACUCGUCAGAAGAAGAAACGGAACCCUUUCCGAUUUGGGGAGGAAGCCACCAGGGGAGAGAGGGUGAGCUGAAGGAGCGGAGGCCAACCAGAGCAUUACUUCCCGGGGAACCCUAGUUGACCCCGGGGGAGAAUCCGACAUAACUAAUCCCGAGCUCGCUUCUUGAUCCUUCACCCGUAGUUUUUCCAGGCUCUGCCUGGAAGAAGUCAGGGGGAACCUGGUUUGGAUAAACUAAAAUAUAAAUAAUGUCUGUUCAUGGCUGCGUCAAUCAAGUUAUAGAUGACAAUGGAGAAGAUGAUGAAGGACCAAUUAUUUUUAAGAGGCCAAACUCUUCAUCAAAACAAAGUCGGUUGAUCUGUAGUUCAAAGAAGACAGCUCCCCAAAAGUAUGAUGGUUUUAAUAUUACUUCUAAUCAAAAUGUUGGUAAUGGUGAUAACUCUCAUUUUCAAAAUGCUAAAGUGUUCUCUACUGUAAAGCCAUCAAGUGAGAAGCCUAAUGUGGCAAUCUCAAGUUCGCGGUCUUGGGCAUCUGUUCAAGAUACAUCCUAUCAUAAAUCAACAACCAAUGAUGUGGGACUGGAGCAUCAGGAUAAGUCAUCUCCUGAAGUUCAGGAAUUGGAUGAUUCAAAUGAUGAUAAACCACUGAGCCAUAGACUUAAUUCAGUUUCUGUGGCAGUUCAGAAGAAAAAUUCCACAGAUUUGGAGAAGAUUGAUAUGCAUUCUUUAGAUCAUAAGUUUGUAAAGAAGAGUACAGAUAAGAUGGAUUUGGACAAGCCAAUCAUAAAAAAUGAGGAUUCUGACUAUUCCGAUGAUGAUAAACCACUGAGCUACAAAUUUUCUUCUUCAGCAGCAGUUAAUAAAAGUGGCUUCUCACGUGUCAUGAAGGCACCUCAAUCUUCAAAGCCCACUUCACCUCCAUCCAUGAAGAUGAAUUCAAACAUCGAGGGAUUCUCUGAUGAUUCAGAAGAUGAAAAACCACUUCUUUCUAGGUUUCAAUCGAAGGCCACUGGUGGUUCUUCUAUGAAAGGUUCCAAUUCAGAUGAGAAGCCUUUCUCUUCUAAAUUGAAGGUACAUGGUUCUAGCAAGAAGGAAGGAAAUAGUGACAAUACAUUCCCCAAAGGUGGCCAAAAGCGGCCUUUGGGUGGCAUUAAACCUACUGAAUCUUCAAAUAUUAAGAAAGUAAAAGUUUCAGAAACUCCUGCUUCUGUGAAAGUUAAACAUGAAAUUGCUGUAAAGAAAGAAAUAAAGGCAGAUGACAGUGAUCAAAUACCAAUUGCACAAAGAAUGAAGAAAACAGUGUCUUCUAACAGCACAUCAGUUAGCAAGAGUGUGUUACAUAAAACUCACUCAUCAUUUAAGACAGAUGGCAAGAAAAUGAAGACAAAUAUGAAGGAUUUCAAAUAUUCAAAGUCAUUGAAGGUGCCUCCUGGUUCUGGCGGAGGCCAGAAAUGGACUACCUUGGAGCACAAUGGUGUUAUUUUUCCUCCUCCAUACAAGCCCCAUGGUGUUAAAAUGCUCUACAAUGGACAGCCAGUUGAUUUGACUCCUGAACAAGAGGAGGUUGCAACAAUGUUUGCCGUGAUGAAGGACACAGACUAUGCCACCAAAAAACAAUUUAUUGAGAACUUUAUGAAUGAUUGGCGACAAAUACUUGGUAAAAAUCAUGUCAUUAAGAAAUUUGAGCUAUGUGACUUCACUCCAAUAAAUGAAUGGCAUCUAAGGGAGAAGGAAAAGAAGAAGCAGAUGAGUGCCGAGGAGAAGAAGGCCGUAAAAGAAGAAAAAUUGAAGCAAGAGGAGAAAUACAUGUGGGCUAUUGUUGACGAUGUGAAAGAGAAGGUUGGAAAUUUCAGAGUCGAACCACCAGGAUUGUUUCGAGGCCGAGGAGAGCAUCCAAAGAUGGGAAAGCUGAAAAAGAGAAUUCGGCCUCGUGAUAUUACAAUUAAUAUAGGAAAAGAUGCACCAAUUCCAGAAUGUCCAAUAUCUGGUGAAAGGUGGAAAGAAAUAAAACAUGAUAACACUGUCACAUGGUUAGCAUUCUGGAAUGAUCCCAUAAAUCCAAAAGAGUUCAAGUAUGUCUUUUUGGCAGCAAGCAGUUCAUUAAAAGGGCAAAGUGACAGGGAGAAAUAUGAGAAAGCCAGGCUAUUGAAGGAUUAUAUACAUAACAUUCGAGCAAACUAUACAAGGGACUUUGCCAGUAAAGAUCCAACAAAACAGCAGAUAGCAGUGGCAACUUACCUUAUCGAUAAGCUAGCUCUUAGAGCUGGCAAUGAAAAGGAUGAUGAUGAGGCUGAUACUGUUGGUUGCUGCACUCUAAAGGUGGAGAAUGUUGAGUUGGUCCCUCCAAACAUGUUAAAGUUCGACUUCCUAGGUAAAGAUUCUAUCAGAUACUUAAAUACCGUGGAGGUUGAACUGCCUGUCUAUAAAGCAAUUGGAGAAUUCCAAACUGCUAAAAAGAGUGAUGGAGGUAGAAAGGGUAAGGGUGAUGAUCUCUUUGACUUGCUGGACACAAGCAAACUCAAUGCACAUUUGAAGGAACUCAUGCCUGGUCUUACCGCCAAGGUUUUCCGUACAUACAAUGCUUCAAUUACCUUGGAUGAUAUAUUGAAUAAAGAAACCAAGGAUGGCUCUGUUCCUGAAAAGAUUGCUGUCUAUCAGCACGCAAACAAAGAGGUUGCAAUUAUAUGCAAUCAUCAGCGCAGUGUCUCAAAGUCCCAUGAAAACCAAAUGUCUAGGCUGAACGAGAAGAUAAAUGAUUUAAAGGCCCAGCGGGAUGAAUUGAAGAUGGAUUUGAGUAGGGCCAGGAAAGGGAAGCCUCCACUCAAGGAUAAAGAAGGGAAGACAAAGAAGAACUUGUCCCCUGAAGUGAUAGAAAAGAAGCUCUCUCAGGUUGAUGCAAAAAUAGAGAAACUUGAGUUGGAUAAACAAAUAAAAGAGGAUCUGAAAACUGUUGCACUUGGAACAUCAAAAAUUAAUUACCUUGAUCCCAGAAUAUCAGUUGCAUGGUGCAAGCGCCAUGAAGUUCCCAUCGAGAAGAUAUUCAACAAGUCAUUACUUGCAAAAUUCGCCUGGGCAAUGGACGUAGAGCCCAACUUCAGAUUUUAAUGGAUCAUUGUUGGCAUGCUUGAUUCCUUAUUCCAAGAAAGAAAGAAAGAAACAUUCGAGUCAUUCACUUUUUAUGAGGGAACUCCAAAUUUGUUUCUAAUGCUCCUAAGCUGCAUUAGGGGGCCUCUGGCAACGCCACUACAGAAAUUUAUGGACACUUUGAUCCAAAUCAGUAGAGAACUGGAUUUCUUGUUGCUUUAUAUACAUCAAGACGUUCAUGUUGGCCUCUCCUGGAUCUGUUCUUCCGAGAACUAGCUUGCUGUGUGAGCUUUGUUCACUAAAUUGGAGGUAGUGCUGGGGAUUUUGUUGGAAUCUAAUAGCUACUUGCAAUUUAAAUCCACUGCCAUCUGCAAAUCUGUUGUUGUAUGUCCUGGAUAUAUUGUUCAAACUCGUGAUCUAAAG